UUGGACGCCAUUAGUGUUCUGCAUCUCAGCAUGGAGGAUAUCUACGUCAGGCAUGUGGAGCUGCUGGGCUACGAGAAACGCUUCUUCCCGAGUCAGCACUACGUGUACAUGCUGAUGGUGAAAUGGAGUGACCUCUCCGAGAAGCUGAUCUACAGGACGUAUCCUGAAAUCUACACUUUCCACAAAUCUUUGAAGGACAUGUUUCCCAUCGAGUCGGGUCAAAUAGAAACCAGAGACAGGAUCAUCCCCUCGCUGCCAGCUCCCCGGUGGUUGUGGGACAGCGAGAAGUCAAGAGAAACCAGGAAGAGCACCCUGGCUGAGUACUGCCAAACACUCAUCAACCUGCCGCCUCACAUCUCCCGCUGCAAACACCUCUCCAGUUUCUUAAAGGUCCGACCAGAGGAUGAAAACCCACCAGCUCCAAACACGCUGAAGAGAGCUGAGACAUUUGUGGUGUCCAGAGAUCAAGCAAGAGGUGUCGCUUCUGAGAUUUCCGCCCCCAUCAUCUUGGACACCUACAGAGUGAUCGCAGACUUCGAAAAGACAUCCAAACACGAGAUCACUCUGCACACUGAUGACCUGGUGGAAAUCGUGGAGAAAAAUGAGAACGGUUGGUGGUUCUGUCAGUGUGAAUCAAAGCGAGGCUGGAUUCCUGCGUCCUACCUGGAACCUCUGGAUGGACCGGAUGAGGUUGAGGAUGCUGACCCCAACUAUGAAGGAGAGGAGUACAUCACCAUUCAGGCCUACAAGGCAGAGCAGGAGGAUGAGAUUUCUCUGGUGGUCGGUGAAACUGUUGAAGUCAUUCACAAACUUCUGGAUGGCUGGUGGGUUGUCAGGAAAGGAGAUGAGAAUGGAUACUUCCCCUCCAUGUUCCUGUCAAAGGCCGGAAAGAGACAGAGCUCAAACCUGGGUCAGCAGAAACCGCCACCUCGCAGGUCCACCAUCAGAAAUGCCAAGAGCAUCCAUAACAAGUCUCGCCAGCGACUCAGCCAGGACACCUACCGCCGGAACAGCCGCCGGUACCUCCAGCAGAAAGGCAACCGCCUCAGCGAACCGAGGAAGAACUCCAUGAACGCAGAAAAGUCACCACUGAAGGAGAGGAAGAACCAGGAUAAUAUUCCCGAGAUGUCCGACUCCAGCUCAGAGAGCGAGCUGAAGAAGGAGGUUCCAGUCAUCCCUCCUCGACCCAGCCCGGAGCUCAUCCUGGAACGCUGCACCGACAACACCCGCAAGAAAGUCAGCAUUCACAAGUCACAUUCCAGCUCCUCAAGCUAGUGCAAAAAAAGUCACAGCGAAGCAGUCCUUAGAGAGCCUUUUUCUUUUAUUCUUUGAUUUGAUGGAUUUUUUUGAUCUUUGCAGGGGUCAAAGGUGGUCAGUUUUUGAAGAUGUUAAUGUUUCAGCCUUUAAAAUAUACUAUAAGGUGCAGAUAUAAGGUGCUAGACAUGUUCUGUAGUUUUCUGAUUGUCACCAAAUGCAUGAAAAGACCAAAACCAACACAUGUGUCAGCAAUGCUUUAUCCAAUGCUUUGUGAAGACCUAACUUAUUCAGGGUUACAAACUUCUCCUCACCUUAUUUCAUUUUAAGAGGAAACAGGUGCAUUUGUUGGGAACUAUUUUCAGUGGUGUAGUAAUGCAUAUUUAUUUACUGAUCUCUUGGGGAUUUCUAGCAGCUGGAUGGUCAAAAUGAAUGGAAUGAUGGAAAACUUACCCAGAGAGGUGUUUUUAGUUUAGGCAGCAGUACAUUUUGCUUUGACCUUUAUUUUUUAAAGGGUUCUAUUCUGUUCAUUUCCAGCAACAUAUUUUAUAUCUUUGGCCUCUCAGUUUUGCAUAAUUCAAGGUCCAAAAUAGUCCUUAUUUGUCUUAUACUGGGCUUGGGUGCAGCUCCCAAGUUCCUCUGUCUGAGUCAAGCUGUUUUAGCUCCUUCCCCUUUAAGCCAGUGUUUUUCUGAUUGGCUGUCUCUAACAGGUCUGAAUAACAGGUGAGUAGGACUACAUUGGGGAUAUCUUCUGUCUGUGACAUCAUACAGAUCCAAGAGUAGAAAAACUGUUUAGAGCAGCGUGAAGCCUGCUCAUCCCCACAUACUUGUUUAAAGGAGGUCUAUUAUGGUUCUCCAAAAUAAAUAAAUAUUUUGAUGCCAUGAGUUAGUCAUAUCAAGAAAAACAGCUUGUUGAUUGUGAUCCACCUAUGCUAUAAAUGUUUGGAUUUGGAAAUUCAGUGAGAAAGACAGAACCAUCUCUCUGCAGGGCAUAUUUUUAAUAUUUGACCAGGGGAAAAAAAGGGACCUUAAGGGCAAUUUUUUGUUUUUGUUAACUUAUGGUAAUUAUCAUAUCCAUGAAAGAAAGCUGUCACAGCAAAACUCCACAUUUAAUGUUUCCUUCCUUUAUUUGCUUCCUGUCCUUUUUAGACUGUCUGCGCUAAAUGAA
Messenger RNA from Archocentrus centrarchus (flier cichlid), 2422 nucleotides. RefSeq names its product neutrophil cytosolic factor 1 (gene ncf1). Lineage: Eukaryota; Metazoa; Chordata; Actinopteri; Cichliformes; Cichlidae. Gene Ontology annotation, biological process: respiratory burst; superoxide anion generation. Bases 31 to 1275 code for a protein of 414 amino acids. Gene Ontology annotation, molecular function: phosphatidylinositol binding; protein binding; superoxide-generating NADPH oxidase activator activity. Gene Ontology annotation, cellular component: cytoplasm; NADPH oxidase complex. The record is from RefSeq and is a predicted model, not a curated record. The transcript is spliced from 11 exons.